Molecule: messenger RNA, 2163 nt
Organism: Branchiostoma belcheri (Belcher's lancelet)
Lineage: Eukaryota; Metazoa; Chordata; Leptocardii; Amphioxiformes; Branchiostomatidae
Product: T-box transcription factor TBX15-like
Exons: 7
Coding region: 139-1827 (562 amino acids)
Biological process (GO): positive regulation of DNA-templated transcription; cell fate specification; regulation of transcription by RNA polymerase II
Cellular component (GO): nucleus
Molecular function (GO): RNA polymerase II cis-regulatory region sequence-specific DNA binding; DNA-binding transcription factor activity, RNA polymerase II-specific
Source: RefSeq, a predicted model, not a curated record
CCAGAUUAUUUUAUUUAGAGGCGUUUUCAGCGCUGGUCAGUCAGUUCGGAGUCGUGAUUUAGAGCGAGCCUGUCCGCUCUACAAACCAGUGACAUCCGCGUGAGAUCCAGACCGUCCCUUUCAGACAAGACUUGUGACAUGGCGGAGAAGAGGAAGAGUGCUCCCGUGACGCUCAGCUCGCGAGCUCACGCCUUUUCCGUGGAGGCUCUCCUCGGGCCGCGGGUGAAGAAGCAGCGGACCGCCCAGUACCGAAACUCCGGGGAGAACGCUACCGGCGAGGACGACGUGCUGGAAAACUUUAGCGCAUCCGACGGUAGACAUGAGGACCGUACGCCCGAGCAGAGCUCCUCGGCGCUGGGGUCGAUACAGGCCCUGCAGAGCCGGCUGGCGUACCCGCUGCCUCAGCCGGACGGGCCGGCGGACCAGGUACGGGUGGAGCUGCAGGGGAAGGACCUGUGGGCGCGCUUCCACGACAUCGGCACAGAGAUGAUCAUCACCAAGGCCGGCAGGCGCAUGUUCCCGGCUAUCCGUACCAAAGUGACCGGGCUGGACCCGAAGGCUCAGUACAUCGUGAUCAUGGACAUCGUGCCGGUGGACAACAAGCGGUACCGGUACGUGUACCACAGCUCCAAGUGGAUGUGCGCCGGGUCCGCGGACGCCCCGCCCCCGCCCAGGGUGUACGUCCACCCCGACUCGCCCGCCUCGGGAGAGGCCUGGAUGCGCCAGACCGUCUCCUUCGACAAACUCAAGCUCACCAACAACGAGAACGACGAACAGGGAUACAUUAUCCUCCACUCCAUGCACAAGUAUCAGCCUAGAGUUCACAUCAUCAAGAAGACAGGACACACAGACCUGACCAAUAAGACAAGCAUAUCGCCAGCAGACAAGGCCCAGACCUUCUCUUUCCCUGAGACUGUGUUCACCACUGUCACUGCCUACCAGAACCAACAAAUCACCAGACUGAAGAUUGACAGGAAUCCUUUUGCAAAGGGCUUCCGAGACUCUGGCAGAAACAGGUCUGGGCUGGAGUGCAUCAUGGACAGCUAUGCCUUGUGGCACAACCCCGGCCGACCCUUGACCUACGGACAGUACACAUCCAUGAAGAGCCAAGCAGAGGAAGAGAAGAUCAUGUCUGGGAUUCUGCCACCACCUUCCCCUCCAACCGCCUUCUACCUGGCGCCCAACACCUUCAACGUGGGAUGCCGCGAGGGACAGACAGGCAUGACGCCCGACCGCUACCACGAGUCACCGCAGCGGACGUCCAUCAACAAGGAGAACGUGUUCUCGCCUGACCUCCCCUCGGACAGUUCCCGACUGGUGCCCCCACAAUGCAGUGCAGCAGGAAGUAUGUGCAGACACCCGCUGAUGUCGGAAUCGUCAGCGUUACCCCACCCCGACGACUACGUCCGACAGACAGCGCCACAACCUCCCAGCAUUCCCUACCAGUACCUUCCCAGCAGCCCCCACUUCUCCCAGACGACCUUGAGCCCGACCCAGCACAGCCCCCUGCUGGGCGCCCCCUAUCCCUCCCCACGGAACUGCAGCGCCGGGUCAUCCCCACAGUCCUACCUUCCCAUCAGCCCCUCCACAUCCGGCACUUCCUCCUGCCCUACGACCUCCCACCUCUCGCCGACCUUCUGCACCUCCGCGACCUUCCCACAUCCGUACUUCAACAACCUGCAGGUGCUGCCGACCUCUGCCCUCCCGACCUCUGGCCUCUCGACCUCUGCCCUUCCGACCUCUGCCCCCAGCAGCUACAGCUACCUGCAUGGACAGUACAGACUGGCAGUGCACAGAAUACCCAGUCCUCAGGCAUCACUAGUAUGAAGACAUUGCAUAAACCAAUGGUAAGCUAGUAACUAGUAAAUCAAUGAAUGUAAAUAUUGUAUGCUAGCAAGCAAUGUCAUUCUUGUUCAGAAAACACUGGUCAUAUGAAAUUUGAAAAAUGUGAAUGUUGAUUAUGAGCUCAAAGUUGUAUGAUGCUAAUGUCCACAACUGACAUAUUAUGAUAAUAUACUACAGUACUGAUGGAAGCAUGAUGUUUCCAACAUGUGAAACUGAACUAUGUAGAUCAUGUAAUAAGUUUGUUUUCCAACAAAACAUGUGUACUUGAAAAUAUUUCCAUUACAGACACAUGUACAUGUGUUAAGUUGUGGAUACAUA